AUAAGCAACAAAUAUAAUUGUUUAUACAGUUUAGAAUGGUUGUUUUACUUUGAUACUAACAGUAAGUCUGUAAAGUUAGAUGGUUAUAAAUAAAGAUCGUAACAAGUAACAGGAAGACGUUUUAAAUAUCACCAAUGUCAGCUUCAAGCAAUACUACUGUCAAACCGCAAGAAAGCCGCCGUAUUCUACGAAUGGUAUGGAUACUUUCAGCUCUUCUUAUCGUUUCGUGUUUUUAUUAUGAUGGUAAACCAAAUCAACAACUUGAUCCUGUGACAACCGGCAAGCAUGCUGAUUCCUCCUCAGAUCUUGGAAGGAAACUGUUGCAGACGGAGGAGGAUUCAUUUCCUGACUGCAUACCUCCAUCUAUCCAGGACUUUCCAGAUGAUUUUUUCACACAAAGUGAGAGACUAAGAGGUGGAGUCGUUAUUCAUUUUUUAAUAGCAGCUUAUUUCUGCGGGAUGUUGGCCAUCAUUUGUGAUGACUAUUUUGUCCCUUCGCUGGAGAUCCUUUGUGACGCUAUGCAAAUUCCGUCGGAUGUUGCUGGAGCCAGCUUUAUGGCGAUUGGUAGUUCCGCACCGGAGUUCUUUUCAUCAGUCAUUGGUGCGUUUAUAACUGAGGGAGAUAUUGGAAUUGGGACUAUCUUGGGAACAGCAGUAUUUAAUUUGUUAGGAGUCACAAUGAUUGUAUCGUUUAUUGUUUGGAAAACAGAUGUGCCACUGGACUGGUACCCGCUGUCACGAGAUUCCUUUGUAUAUACAAUAACUGUUGCUGCCCUUGCAGCAGUAUUAACUGACAAUGUUAUAAGAUGGUGGGAAGCAGUAAUUUUGAUGCUCAUGUUCUUCUCUUACAUAUUACUCAUGUAUUUCAACACUCGAAUCGAAGGUUUUUGCACACUACAGGUAGAAAAAUUGAAAAUUAGAUGGUUAAGUAAUCAUCCUUCUUUGCCUGAACAAGAAGCAACAAACGAGAAAAGUCCUCUCAUAACUAGCGCGUCAGUGGAAGAUGGUUUUAAAGAAUCCACUAAUGAAGACACCAGGAGAAAGCAUCUAACUGUUUCUUGGGGUACAAAAGAACAGCAUUUUCUAUCCGUAGAGGAAAGUAUUGUUGAAAAAAGAUCGAGAAGAGAAAGUAACAUUAUCAUGGAAAAUGUGAAGGAGAUGAACGAGGAAACCAGAGAAGAAACGUCUGUCUGGCACAUGCCUGUGACAGGUUCUCUACGACAGAUCUGGUGGGUUCUUAUGUGGCCAGCUUCGUUUUUGUUCUACAUCACCGUUUUGGACUGUCGGAAACAAAAUCUCAGGAAAUAUUAUAUGAUAACUUUCUUAAUGUCCGUUGUGUGGAUUGGAAUAAUAUCAUAUUUAAUUGUCUGGAUGAUAACUAUUAUAGGUUAUACGCUAGGUAUUCCAGAUACGGUAUCAGGUCUCACGCUACUAGCAGCAGGAACCAGUGUACCCGAAAUAAUAUCCAGUAUCAUUGUUGUAAGAAACGGUCUGGGAAAUAUGGCCAUGUGUAACCUGAUCGGAAGUAACAUUUUUAACGUUUUGUUUUGUCUUGGUGCUCCGUGGUUAAUAAGGACUUUAAUUCCACCAAACAAAGGGUUUUUGAUUAUCAACAGUUCAGGGUUAAUGUAUACCACUGUCACUUUGCUAGCAACUAUUGUUGCCUUGUUUAUAUUUUUGUAUAUUUUUAAGUGGAACCUUAAUUAUAGGAUCGGCUUCUCGUGUAUGGUGAUUUAUGGGGGUUUUCUGGUACUAGCGUGUAUGUACGAACUAAACUUCUUCGGGGAGUUUAACCCUCCUCAGUGUUUAUUGGAAAACUAAACCAGCAAGAUUUGAAUAUAUAUAUAUAUAUAUACAUACUCUGGCUUAGUUUAUGGCAGAACAUUGAAACUGCAUAAAAUUAAUUUCUCUUCUAAUUCUCAGUUGGAAGAGUUUUUGUUUGGUUUUUGCAUAACUGUAUUUCAUUCAUUGUUAAAAAGUAUUAUUAUUAUUUACCUGAAAUGAAAUCAGUUUAAUAUUGAAUAAAUUUUCCUGUUAGAAAGAGGUUAGACUUUGCAUGUAAAUUAAUCUUUCUGUUAAAGGAAUCAAUAACAGGAAAGAAAGCUGUUUUCGAAAAGUAUUAAUCGUUGGUUUAUAAUUAAGCCUUGAUUGUUACAAAAUGUUAUAAACUUGCGCACUUUUGCGAUAUAUUCUACAAAAAAGUUAUUCAGGUUAUAAAGGUAAUGACUCAUUUUUAUCAAGGUUUCUAAAACAUACUUGUAUAACUACGGACUUAUUGUACGAAGUUUUCUGAAGAUAAAAUUUGUAGGUAUUUCGAGUUGGGCCACUAUAGUUUCGUACUCUAAAAAAUUACACUAAUUACCUGUUUCGAAUUAGAAAUGUUUAGCUAUUUCUAGGUAAAUAUAACGAACCACAUAUGAGUUCUACACGACUAAUUGUGCUUGAAGUGACUGACCAUUACUAGCUAAUCAGUGCUUUGAUGGCGGCUAAAAGUAGAUCUAAAACCUUUUGUUUUUUAUUGACACAAUAGUAUCUAAAUUUGUUAAUUUAGCCUAAAAUAUGGAAAAGAAGCACUUUUCUGAAGGGCUUCUUUUUAUACAUGCAAUAUGAUUUAUGUAAGUGCAAUUAACUUAAAGAUAAUAUGUAAAACGUUUUGUAAAACAUUUCCUUUGAUUUGUGUAAUAAUAUGUUCCAAAUGAAUGUAUUUAAAUAUCUUAGUAAAAAUAUAAAAUUUACGUUUCUAAAGGGACAUUUUUUAUAGAAAAAAAUCAUUCUGAAGGAAUUAACAUUAUAUGAGUAACACGAUAUAAGUGUAUGGGUUUAACCUAUAUAAAAAUAACAUUCUUUAUUAGAUUGAGGUAACUUAAAAAGUACAAUCGUUUUUAUAUAGACCAACCUUCUCAGUGUACAUUUGGAUUCCGAUGUGUCAUUCUGAAAGCUUUAAAUAGAAGAUCAAUAGUAUAGUUAUAAGUAUGUAUAAUUUCAAUAUAUGUAUGUGUGUAUAAUUUCCGCUGUUUAUUAGUAUUUUCUCAAUGAACCAAAAUUAAGUUAAAUUUCUAAACCUAACUUAAUAAAUUUAAAUGUGAUUUUCAAAUUACUUAGUCCUUUUUGUUCAUCUUAAUCGUAUAUUUUAUGUACAAUGUACAUAAUAAGUAAAGAGUU
Limulus polyphemus (Atlantic horseshoe crab) is the source of this 3161-nucleotide messenger RNA. RefSeq names its product sodium/potassium/calcium exchanger 3-like. Gene Ontology annotation, molecular function: calcium, potassium:sodium antiporter activity; calcium channel activity. The record is from RefSeq and is a predicted model, not a curated record. Bases 135 to 1820 code for a protein of 561 amino acids. Gene Ontology annotation, biological process: intracellular calcium ion homeostasis; calcium ion transmembrane transport. The transcript has 10 exons. Gene Ontology annotation, cellular component: membrane. NCBI's taxonomy places the organism in Eukaryota, Metazoa, Arthropoda, Merostomata, Xiphosura, Limulidae.